ACGGGCGGCAACCCGGCUCUCUGCCAAGUUUCGCCCCUUUUUCCACCGCCGUUCCGUCCUCCCUUCCGGGGGACCAAACAAUGGCGAGAACCCAAGUUCGACUCCUCUUAUGGAAACGCCUUAAACCCUGCUACAGCUUCUCCCACCUCUCUUCCUCGCCGUACGCCCUUAAACCCUACUCCACUUCUUCCGCAGCCGUCUCCUUAUCUUCCGACCUUCCGAAACCCUCUUCCCUUUCCGCCCGCAUUAGCUUCCUUUCCGAUCAAAUCGAUGCCAUUGAGCGAGAACGCGCCGAGAAGCACGAAACCCUGCAAAAUAUUCGAACUUGGCGCCGGUCCAAAACUGACAACCAGCAGCUUCAAAAUCAGGAACUGAGAGAAGAGCCUAGUUUCCGGAAACCUGAAGUAGUAGUAGUAACGACUGUUAGCUCCUCGCAUGAUGAAGAAUCCGAUGCUGGGUACGGUUUUGAUGUGAGCAGUUCUGGGUCGGGUGUUGAGCUGGGUACGGUUUUGCAUCCGUGGCCGGAAUGGAUAGAGUUGAUGCAGAGAUUGGCUCUGCAGAAUUACUUCGAUCAUCAGAGUACAGAAGAGGACGAAAUGGUUGAGAGUUUGGGAAUUGAUGAUGGCUUUGAAGAUGUGAAGGCAUCUGUUGAGAAGAAUGAGAAAGGUAUUGAUUUCGCUAAAGAUUUUAGGACCGUCCAGAAUGCUUUUGUCAAUUUCGGCAAAGACAGAUUCGAUAUCUUGAGGUCAUUGUCGAGAAAGGAUCUCCAGCUGUUGGUUGGCUAUGGAUGCCCAACUGCAGACAGAAGGGUCGUUAUGUCUGCCAAACUCCUGAGGAAGCAUGUCCACCUUAAUGAAGACGAUGUUUGUAGCAGCUGCAGCUUGAGGAGCUCGUGUGGGAAAGCAUUUCUGCUGACAAAUAAAGAGGAGGAAGCACACACCAAUGAUGUAUUGCGGGUUCUCUUGGCUUACGGCUCUGAUCGUACAAAUGAGUCGGUAACCAAUAAGCCUAUUCUGGAAGAAAACUCCGUCAAAACUGUGGUCCGGAAGCUAUUUCACGAGAUUGUAAAGCUGAGUGCAGAUCCUAUCAAUCCGAAUCUCCCUCCUCCUGUGAUCAAGAAACCUCCUCCAAAAGUGAAGCAGCCUCCUCCGCCGCCGAAGGUACAAGUUGGACGUGAUGAUAUCGAGAUGAAGAAAGGCGAUUGGCGCCUCAAAUGCGACUUCAUGAAUUUCACGAAGAACACUGCAUGUUUACAAUGUGAUGCCAAGAGCCCAAAGAGAGAGUUGCUUCCUGAAGAACGGGAAUGCCCUCAGUGUAACUUAAACUAUAGGAGAAACAUGGUAUGCCUUCAUUGUGAUUGCAAGCGUCCACAUGAAGAAUUCUUGGAGAAUAGAAUGGAGGAAAGGAAUCGUGAGCAGAAAACAAGGUUCGAGAAGGAUGCAACUCGUCCUGAAGUGUCGAAUGCCUGGAACUUCAAUUUAAAUGACGACGAGUCAGAUGGUGCAGAUGUUGCUGCUUUUGAGAAUGCAGACUCUGUAUUGAAUGAUCACGAACCUCCUAUGUCCGCUGCUCCAGCUCAGGGAGGAAACUUCAGAGACCGUGAAAUGGGUGCCAGAAAUCCAAGCAGGUAUUCGAAUUCACAACCAAGUAGAUCUGGAACAGGGAUAACUCUGACGCAUCAGAUUGUGCACUCCACCUUGCUUAAUUGCUCUUCUGACUUGAUUGCCUUGAGCUUUUUCAUCUGGUCGGCUAAGCAACCUAAUCAUUUCCACGAUAGACGAGCAUUUGACCAUAUGGUUGGAGUUGUUUGGCGUUUGAGUACUAAGUACCAUGUUAAAGGAAUCGUUAGGGAGCUCGAGAACAUUGGUAUCGCUACCAAGGCACCGACCUUCUUGCUUUUACUGCGGGUUUAUUGGUGUGGAGGCAUGUACACUAUGGUUUUAGAAGCUUUUAAACAGAUGUGUUAUUUCGGGUUUACGCCAAACACAUUUGCUUACAACGUGAUCGUCGAUAUCUCGUUCAGGAUGGGGCAGACGCCUGUAGGUAUGAAGGCUUUGAAGGAUGUCCCAUCACCAAAUUUCUUGAGUUACAAUAUCGCAUUGUGUCACGUGUGCAAGUCGAAUGAUCUGGUUCAUAUUAAGGAUGUGCUGUGCAGGAUGGUGAGGAAGGGUUACUAUCCCACUGCUCAGACUUUUGAGACAGUUCUGAAUUGUUUCUGUAGGGUAGGUAACUUAGGAGGGGCAUUUCAAGUAUUGGGUUUAAUGGUUGUAUUGGGAGCUUCACUGUCUGUCAUGAUUUGGACUAAGUUGAUCGGUGGAUUCUUCAACUUGGGUGAACCUGUUAAGGCAGGUUUUCUGUUUAAGAAGAUGGUUGAGACGGGUUGUUCUCCGAAUGUAGUUACUUACACAACUCUCUUUAGAGGAUAUGUAGAGUCCGGAAUGGUCGAUGGGGCGUUUACUGUUUUGACUGCUAUGGAAUCUGGGGGUCUUGCUCCUGACCUGGUUCUUUGCAAUGUUCUGAUGCAUAGUUUGAUUAAGAUUGGGAGGGAAGAUGAUGCUGCAAGUGUAUUUGUAAGUAUGCUGAAAUGGAAUUUGGUACCUGAUUCUUUCACUAUGUGUUCUUUGCUGUCGACCCAAGGUUCUUCUAGAAACUUCCUCUUGUGGUUAAAGCUGCUUGCCAGGUUUAUCAUGUUAGACGAUCCAGCUCUCUAUAACUCGUUGAUACAUUGUGGUUGUUAUGCUGGGUAUCCGUUUCUUGCUGAGUGGUUUUAUGAAGAUAUGGUAGAGAAAGGCUUCAUGCCAGAUAACUAUAGUUUUGCUGGAUUGCUUAGAGCGCUAUGUGCACAAGGAAGAAGUGAUAAAGCCGUCAAUGUGUAUCUUGGACUUCUUAGGACUGGCCAUGAUCUUAACGCUCAUGUGCAUACUGUAAUUAUGGUUUGUCUUAUACAAAGUGGCGACUUUGACAGGGCAAUAAAGUUGUUUAGGGAAGCUGUGGUGCAGAAGUACCCAUUAGAUGAUGUGUCGUACACAGUUGUCAUCCGGGGACUGUUUGAACGUGGGAGGACAGAAGAAGCAAUAAACUUGUAUGACAAAAUGAAGUCUGUUAAUUUGUCUCCUAAUGUGCAUACAUAUAAAGUAAUGCUUCAUGGGUUGUCCGUAAGGAGAGACCGUGAGAGGAUUGAGAAGUUGUUGGAAGAUAUUGUUGAGGCUAAGGUCCUGCUGGAUGAGGAGAUGCAAUGAGAAGGCAAUAAUGGAGGGGAAGUGCGAGGGCGGGUUCAAGAUUUCAAGACUGUUACUUGGACUGUGUGGGUUCUAAAGACGGGCGGGAAUUGUUUCAGGGUGUAAAGAGCCCUACAAGGAUCUUGACGAAUAUGAGGAGAUGGAUGAGGAGAAAGAUUACGACUGCGAUAAAGAAGAGAAGGGAAAGAUCUAGCUCUGUGCUGUCCAAAUUUUGGACAAAUGGCUUUCAUUACUGAAGUCUAUUAAGCGUAUAAGCCACCCGCCUGAGUUUGAUCACACCAAGUGCUUGAUCGAGACCAAAGGAACUAUGGGUCCGGUAACUCUGUGUGGUCUAAAUAUGGGUAUGGCGCCGGCGCUAGCACCGGAGCUAAUGCAUUUGAGCAUUCCCAAAUUUCGGUGAGAAGUGUACAAGACCCUUGACCAGUAAAGUCUCUGUUUCUGCUGCGAUUCUCAGUCCGUACAGGUGGUACAUCUCUUGGGAAACAGCAUUGUGUCUGUGGACCGGCACCUUGUAUAUCACAUAUUUAAAGAUAACAUCUCGAGAUUUUGGUGGAAGGAUGCAAUCGCCAUACUGCUGGUGAUUACUUUGUUAAUCUUCCUUGUAUUUCUACUUCUUCUCCUGCUCUUCCAUAGGUAUGUAAAUUCUGGCUUUUUCCCCACAAAUAGCUGGUGCUGUGUUUAUUGCAUUAUACCAUCACGCAACUCUCUUGAAAGCUAUUGUCUCUCACCUCUGGCCGUAAGAAUUUCCACCAUAUAUUACAGUAAACUUCCUUCUACUUCCUGAAAAGGUGAAGGAUAAAAGUCUCUAUUGCUGCAGGAAGUACCUUUAAGACAAUCCACUAACUAUUGUUUCUGGUACAGCUAUCUUAUUUUCACCAACUAGACCACCUUUGAACCAGUAAGACGCUAGGCGGAUCCCAGAUUUGAGCUACCGUGUAAAGCUGCAUACUGAGGACCUUGCUUAGGUCCUGGCUACUUUUUCCAACAUGCCCUCUUGUUGAUCCACCGGGGUAUUCCUGAAACUGUGUAUCCCUUCAGUAAGGGAGUUCUGGGGCAACUUGUAUGGUUUUUGUUGUGCUCCUAGAAGCAUAUACAGUUUGGAAAAGAGCAUGCCUUCCAGGGUUGAACUUGAAGAGAGGUCAAGACAUUACACGUGCUUUGGAUAUUUUGACUGGCCGUUGCUGCCAAGAGCUUUGUUGCAUUGUAGAUUUACUCGUGUGCAGACUAUUCACGCUAGAGUCCAUUAGGAAGACAGUUUGUUCCAUCAAUCCAUUUGUCUCCUCUCUGGAAAAGAACAACACUUUUGCCGCAUCUUUAGAAGGAUCUGCAGUUAGGGAUAAGGCAAUUGUGUUCUUGACUUCAGUAUUGUUGUCUGUACUCUGGCCUCUGGGCCAAGUCUCGGUAAGUCAGGUACGUCAUAUUUUCGUAACUUUUUGUAUAUACUAAUGAGGAUGGAGGAAACUGAUUGUAUCACUGUAGGUUA
Molecule: messenger RNA, 4722 nt
Organism: Linum tenue
Lineage: Eukaryota; Viridiplantae; Streptophyta; Magnoliopsida; Malpighiales; Linaceae
Source: the annotation of a GenBank genome assembly